AUGUCGACCGCUACGAAACCCUCAGCGCUGACCUUUGAUCUCCAUGGCCGAUGUUCGACAUCCAAGGCUCGUGCCUCAACCCUUCAAUUGCCCCAUGGCGCAGUCGAGCUACCAAUGUUCAUGCCCGUCGCGACACAGGCAUCUCUCAAGGGACUUACGCCAGAACAGCUGGAGGAGACAGGUUGCAGGCUGUGUUUGAAUAAUACAUACCACCUGGGCUUGAAGCCUGGCCAAGCGGUGCUAGACACCAUUGGUGGAGCCCACAAGUUACAAGGCUGGAAUUACAAUAUUCUGACUGAUAGUGGCGGUUUUCAAAUGGUUUCAUUACUGAAGUUGGCAAAGAUCACGGAGGAAGGUGUGCGGUUCCUUAGUCCUCACGACGGCAGUCCUAUGCUACUCACUCCCGAGCACUCAAUGUCGUUGCAGAACUCUAUCGGCUCGGACAUUAUGAUGCAGCUUGACGAUGUCAUUCAAACUACGUCGCCCGACCGGGCCCGUAUGAAGGAAGCCAUGGAACGAUCUAUCCGAUGGCUUGAUAGAUGUAUCGUCGCGCACAAGUAUCCCGAAUCUCAAAACCUCUUUUGCAUCAUUCAGGGCGGUCUCAACCUGGAGAUGAGGAGACAAUGCUGCCUGGAGAUGGUCAAGAGGGAUACCCCAGGCAUCGCUAUUGGUGGUCUCUCCGGAGGAGAGGCCAAGACUGAUUUCUGCAAAGUGGUUGACACAUGUACGAGCUUGUUCCCUGAAAAGAAGCCAAGAUAUGUCAUGGGUAUUGGCUAUCCCGAAGAUAUCGUCGUUGCAGUGGCCCUUGGAGCGGAUAUGUUCGACUGCGUAUGGCCGACAAGAACCGCUCGCUUCGGCAAUGCUAUCACCGCGUGUGGCGUCUUGAAUCUCAAACAUGCUCGAUACGCUGAGGACUUCGGUCCCGUUGAAGAAGGCUGUUCUUGCACCUGCUGUCGAGCGAAACAAGAUGGAGGACUUGGGGUCUCAAGAGCGUACAUCUAUCAUCUUGCUGCAAAAGAAACGGUUGGAGCUCAUCUAUUGACCAUGCAUAACGUCCACCACUUGCUCUCGCUCAUGGGACGAAUCAGGACUGCCAUUCUCGAAGAUCGAUAUCCUGCUUUCUGUAAGGACUUCUUCGUGAAAUACUUUGAAAGUCAGCCUCCACCGGAGUGGGCGGUCGACGCACUCAAAGGGGUAGGGAUCGACAUAUGA
Molecule: messenger RNA, 1212 nt
Organism: Cladophialophora yegresii CBS 114405
Lineage: Eukaryota; Fungi; Ascomycota; Eurotiomycetes; Chaetothyriales; Herpotrichiellaceae
Product: queuine tRNA-ribosyltransferase
Exons: 8
Coding region: 1-1212 (403 amino acids)
Cellular component (GO): cytosol
Molecular function (GO): tRNA-guanosine(34) queuine transglycosylase activity
Source: RefSeq, a predicted model, not a curated record